AUCGUCAAAAAUAUUUUUUGAUAAAUGAUAAUAUAAUUUCAUUAAAUUCAAGUAUACAAACCAUAAAUAUAACUUUAUUCUCUGUAGGAAUUCGUUUAGUACAAAUAAGGCCCACAUCAAAUCAACGUAUUUAUUAAAAGGUAAUCAUUGCAGCAACGGAUCUAAGCUAACAAAAUCGAAUCUUUAAGAACAUGUCAUUUGAUAUAAGCUUAUCGAAACCUAACGAAGUUUCAAUAAAUUUGAAAUUAUUUAAGUUCUAUGGUUUUUUUCAUCCAUUUGAUCCAAAAAGCAAAACAGUUUUCAAUUUAAAUGUUUACCAGCUAGUUUGUUUCAUCAUACAUUCCGUGGUUGGUGUUAUAUUAAUUUACGGAUUAAUGGGUUAUGUUACUGAGAAGGAAGAUGCAUUCAAUAUUGCUAACGACAUACAGAUAAUGUUUGCUUGCAUAUUAUAUUAUCUAUGUUUAGUUAAUUCAAUUACACUCUUUUAUAAAGCGAAUAACAUUUGGAAUUUACUCCAUGUAAGUAGUAUACAUUUUUUGACAAGUACACAGUGUCAAAAACAUAUUGGAAUUCUCUAUAAAUAUCGUGAAAAAUUAAUAAAAACUACAAAUUACAUAAACGUUUUAUCAGUUGUACUUACUAUCCAAUGGAGUUUAUAUCCUCUACUGCUGAUUUUAUUACAAAAAGACCAUGCAAACCAAUCAAAUCAACGCUUUGAGAAUAUUUUCAACUUUCGGUUCCCCGUGACCAUUAGUUACUAUAAUAAUAAUUUUGUUAUAUUUUAUAUUAUCGAGUUAUCUAUUGGAUUGCUUCUAUUCUACAUACUUUUAGUGAGUGAACUCUUCUUUUUUUCUCUCUGCUAUAUUAUAAUUGCUCAAUAUGAGAUGAUCCAAAUAGCUUACAAAAAUGUCAACAGUGAACUGAAUUCCAAAAAUAGCAAUAAAAACAAAAAUGAUGUUAACGUUAACGACUGUUUUGAUGAUUUAGUAUCAAUUAUGAAGGAUCAACAAAAACUUUUUGAGAAAUUAAAAUUAUUUUAUUCUACGUUUAAGCUUAUAAUUGUAUCAUAUGUUGUGGUAUUUUCGUGGUCUAUCAUAAUUUUAAUAUAUGCAUCCACUCUGAUUUUAUUUACGUCAUCAGAAUCAAUAUCAAUGCUUAGUAUAAUCAAAUUGUUAACAACAUUUGGUAACGUUAUUAUUCUUUUACUACUCCUUUGUUAUUUAUUGGAGCGCAUUAAUAACAUUAAAGAAUCUGUUCAUUUCGGGAUGUAUAAUUGUAAUUGGACAUCAAUGAAUUUAAGAUCGAAAAAAAUGUUAUUGUUAUCAAUGCAGAUGAAUAAUGCUAAUAAAUUUAUUAUGAAAAUAACACCGAGAAAAAUUAUCAACCUACAACUUUUUAACAGCGUGAUAAUCACAUGCUAUAACAUUAUCUCAGCUAUGUUGAAUAUAAGUUCUAAAUAAAAAUAUGAUGAAGUAAUAUCUAUAUACCUAUACAUUUUUAACUGUUUUGAAUCAAAAAUGUAUAUUUUAUAAGUUUAUUAAUAUUUUGAAUGAAUUUUCGAUGUUAGAUGCAUGCUAAUCUUAAUUCUGUGUCAGUUAUGCAAUUAUACUAAUUAAUUAAUAAGUUAUGAGUUAUGGCUCAUUAGAAAUCAUAAUAAUAAUUUAUUAAAACUAGUUAUUCUGUAUUCUAUAAUUUCACAUGUUUGCUUAGGUACUUGGUAAUUCGUAUUAUUAAAAAUAAUUUUAAACAUUAGGCAAAUUAAUUAAAUAAGUUGUAGAUAAUUAUAUUUUGUUAAAUUAUUAAAUAUAUUUUUUUUUUUUGUUACUUAUAUUAGUGUAAAUACUUCAAUCAUUAGUAGGUAGAAGUUAAUCCACUAAUACCCAACUCUCUAUAGAAGGACAGUACUAUGCGAAUCGUCAUCGUCAUUUAACACAAAAUAUAAUUUAUUCAAUUUAUUCAAUCAUUUAAAUCCUGUAAAAUUAUACUUAAAUAUUCAAUAUAAUAUCUAUAAGUUACUGUCAAAGUCAAUCUUAUUUACUGUUAUGAUUAAUAUUAUUUAUUAAACAUUUAUAUCCUAAAUUUAAUAUACUCAUA
Rhopalosiphum padi (bird cherry-oat aphid) is the source of this 2094-nucleotide messenger RNA. RefSeq lists its product as uncharacterized. Gene Ontology annotation, molecular function: odorant binding; olfactory receptor activity. The coding region runs from base 192 to 1460 and encodes 422 amino acids. Gene Ontology annotation, biological process: detection of chemical stimulus involved in sensory perception of smell; sensory perception of smell. Lineage: Eukaryota; Metazoa; Arthropoda; Insecta; Hemiptera; Aphididae. The record is from RefSeq and is a predicted model, not a curated record. The transcript has 8 exons. Gene Ontology annotation, cellular component: plasma membrane.